Molecule: messenger RNA, 949 nt
Organism: Anopheles darlingi
Lineage: Eukaryota; Metazoa; Arthropoda; Insecta; Diptera; Culicidae
Product: apolipoprotein D-like
Exons: 4
Coding region: 96-821 (241 amino acids)
Molecular function (GO): pigment binding
Source: RefSeq, a predicted model, not a curated record
UGGUCGUAGCAAAGCAGCAGCUGUGCGCUAUCGGUAGUAGGCGUUUCAGUGAUUAGCGAAUCGGUUCAAGUUCAAGCUUGCUUUCAGCCGUGAAGAUGAAAACGAUCGGUAGCUACGUAAGUUUGAUGCUGGUGUGCCUUUUCGGGACCAUUAGCAUCAGCGAAGGUGUAAUUUUUACCAAGACGUGCCUGCAAUUCGAAGAGCAGUAUACAUUCAAAGAGAAAAUGUUCAUGGGCAAAUGGUACGAGGUUCGUCGGUUAUACGAUCCCACCGAUCCGGAGCAGGAAGAUUGUGUCGUGAUGAGCUUUAAGUUGCUUGAAAAGGGAGCCUUUGACAUCCUGAAAUCCUUCCAAAUGACCAAAGAUGGCCUACCAAUCUACGCCGGCGGUAAAGCAGAACCAAGGGUGUUCCACGAGUCACGCAUACCACAGUUCUUCGAGCGCUUGAAUACGACCAAUGCGGCCGAUCCAGACACAUCCGUUGACAUCGUGACGACCGACUACGAAAACUAUGCCAUCCUUUAUUCCUGCACUGCGAUCAACUCAACGCACCAUCUUGAAGCGUCAUGGGUACUGUCGCGUUUGCCGACAUUGGAAAAGAAGGAAGACCAGAUGGUGGAUCUCUAUUUGCAAAGAUGGUUCAAGCGAUCGGAUCACGAAUGGCGCGCCACGGUACAGAUGCCCGAGUUCUGUAAACCCUCAAUCGUGGAUGGCUCGAGUCACUCGGGCGCUAGCGCCAACUAUCUACCGUUAGUUUCUCGAAUGCUGCUUUUGUUUGUAAUGCUACCGGCAGGCGCAUUGGUUCAACGAAUUCUUGUUUAACCUAUACCAUCACAUACGAAACCUCCACCGAUAAAACAAGUAAUAUUGAAAAUUGUACAUUAAGGCUAAAGUAAAGCAAGUAAUUUUGUGGUGCUUUCUUUUGGAAUGAAUUUCUUGAAGAGUUGCUA